Molecule: messenger RNA, 4593 nt
Organism: Phycodurus eques (leafy seadragon)
Lineage: Eukaryota; Metazoa; Chordata; Actinopteri; Syngnathiformes; Syngnathidae
Product: zinc finger protein OZF-like
Exons: 2
Coding region: 85-1689 (534 amino acids)
Biological process (GO): regulation of transcription by RNA polymerase II
Molecular function (GO): DNA-binding transcription factor activity; RNA polymerase II cis-regulatory region sequence-specific DNA binding
Source: RefSeq, a predicted model, not a curated record
UUUAGCCUAGCUUAAUUUAGCCUUCAACAAAUUGGGACGCGUUUGUGAGCGACUCGCCGUGACGCAAAGAUCAAGUGUGAGAGUAUGAAGUGUUGUGAGCGACGUGUGAAAAUGCGUGCAAGAAGGACACCAGACUACGAGGUCGAAUUUUGUGGAACAAAAGAGCAGAACGAGCGACAACGUCAACUACUGGAAACCGUUUUCAAGCCGCAGCUUCGAGUAGUGUUACACCGAUCAGAAGUCAGUAAGUAUCUUUCUGCUGAGCGACUGAAGCCAGAGUCCCCUCACAUGAAAGAAGUGGCGGUCAAAGAGCCCCCCCACAUUAAGGAAGAAGAUGAGUUGGAGCCCGCCGACAUUAAGGAGGAAGUGGAGCCAGAAUCCCCCCACAUCAAGAGAGAGGAGGAGGAGGAGGAAGAGCAUCACCACUUCGAAGAGGAAGAAGCGCCCACCCUCUCAUCAAACAGGAAGAGGAGCAAGAGCCCGCCACAAGCCAAGAAAGCCGAGGAGGAAGAGCACCCCGAUAUCAAACGGGAGGUGCCAGAGCUCCUCCACAUCAAACAGGAAGAGGAGGAGGCUAUCACCAAGUUACCAUCAAUUACUGUCCCUUUGAAGUGUGAAGAUGAAGAUCAAAGUGAGGAGGACAGAGAGACACAGCCUCCAAGCAGCAGCUCAAGUCACCACAUGACAGCAGAAGGUGAUGGAGACCACUGUGGAGGAUCACAAGCAGAUAGCUGCUUAGCUCAACUAUCAGAUAAUGCCGAAACAACGUCAAACUCUCAUGAUAAUGAUGACGACGACGAACAUUCUGAAAAUCAUAAGACAGGUCACACUGACAACAAACGCUGGAAAUGUUCUCAGUGUGAGAGUAUGUUUACUUAUAAGUGCAAUUUGAAACAACACAUGAGAAUACACACUGGUGAAAAACCUUUUGCCUGCUCGGAUUGUGUUAAAACAUUCUCUAGAAACCAACAUUUAAGAAAGCACACAAGGUCACACACUGGAGAGAAACCUUUACCCUGCUCAGAUUGUGGUAAAAGGUUCUCUCAGAGAGAGCGUUUGAAUACGCACACUAAAAUGCACACCGAUGGAAAACCAUUUCCCUGCGCAGUUUGUAGUCAGAGAUUCACUCGAAGAGACCAUUUAACAACACAUGCAAGAACGCACACUGGUGAGAAACCUUUUGCCUGCUUGGUUUGUGAUCAAAGAUUCAAUAAUAAGAUAAACUUAAUUCGUCACACAAGAACACACACUGGUGAGAAACCUUUUGCCUGCGCAGUUUGUGGUCAAAGAUUCGCUCAGAAGGGAAGCUUAACAAGUCACACUAAAACCCACACUGGAGAGAAAUCUUUUUCCUGCUCAGUUUGUGGUCAAAGAUUCUCUCAUAAGAGAAAUUUAAUACGUCAUACUAGAACACACACGGGUGAGAAACCUUUUGCCUGCUCAGUUUGUGGGCAAAGAUUCGCUGAAAAGGCUAAAUUAAUUAUACACACUAGAACGCACACUAGAGAGAAACCCUUUGCCUGCUCAUUUUGUGAUCAAAGAUUCUCUCAUAAACAGAGUUUGACAAUGCACACAAGUACACACACCAGAGAGAAACAUUUUUCCUGUGCAGUUUGUGGCCAAAGAUUCUCUUAUAAAGAUCAGUUUAAGAGACACAAGUGUGCUGGUGAAAACAGCAGUGAUCAAUAAAGCUUUAAAUAAAGUUGUAGAAGAAGUUUCACAGCAUUUAAUCCAUCAAAGAUGAACUGUUCUGGUUGUUUUGGAAAACAUUUCACCUCUUAUCCAAGCCAGCUUUGUCAAUUCAUGUACCAAGGUUACUGUAGAUGGAGCUGUCCAAUCUAGCCUUGGUGCAUGUACAACGUCUGCUAAAACAACCAGAACAGUCCAGGCCUGACCUGGAUGAAUGAGAAUAUUCAGAGGGCUAGAUGUCUAAUCUGAAUACUAAUGACUGUGACACUAAUUUUAAACAAUUGUUGUGUUCUGUCUACUUUGUCUUGUUCAUAUGUUCUUGUAUUCUAUGUACCUUCCUAAAAGCCUCCUGUGGACUAGUGUUGAGAAUUAACACUCGUGUUAAAACACUUGGAGCAAUACAUCGGCUUUGCCCAAUGUUUUUGUGAUAUUCCUAUCAAAUAAGCGAAUGAUUUAAUGAAGUAGACAGAAGAAACUGACAGGGAUAAGAUGGAAAAAGUGUAUUUGUGAUUCUGAAUCAAAUACUGUACAACUUUUCAGACAGUGAUAGUAAAUUGUAUAUCAAGGAAGGCAAUUCAACGUUAAUGACAAUGCAUAGGCUCAUUUUAGGACCCAGGAAGUUACACAACCGGCUUACUACCUGUUGGCAUUACAAGAAGGCAUGGUGUUCUUCCAGAUUUCAGAGCCACCAAUAUUGAAUGGGAAUAUUCAAGACAGGCACAAACUUUACUGGACAUGAUCGCCGCACCUGCUUUUGGCCUGUUUUGAACUUCUUAUUUACCAUCUGCUAUGAUGUAAUGUAACUUAAUGACACUGCACAGGUAUUAGAGUAUCAAACUACCGAUUGAACAUGAUUUUGGGGUUGUGUUGAGUUGAUAUAUGUUGUGUGUGUGUGUAUAUAUAUAUAUAUAUAUAUAUAUAUAUAUAUAUUAAUUAUUUAUUUAUUUUUUAAAUUGCAUAUCAUCCCAUAAUGACAAAGUAAAAACAUUUUCAGACAUUUGUGUAAAUUUAAGCGGCACGGUGGGCAACUGGUUAGCACAUCUACCGUACAGUUCUGAGGACGGGGGUUCAAAUCCCAGCCUCGCCUGUGUGGAGUUUGCAUGUUCUCCCCGUGCCUGCGUGGGUUUUCUCCGGGCACUCCGGUUUCCUCCCACAUCCCAAAAAGAUGCGUGGUAGGUUGAUUGAAGCCUCUAAAUCACCCAUAGGUGUGAAUGUGACAGAGAAUGGUUGGUUGUUUAUAUUUUCCCUGUGAUUGGCUGGUGACCAGUACAGUGUCUACCCCGCCUCUCCCCAGAAGACAGCUGGGAUAGGCUCCAGCAAGCCCACAACCCUAGUGAGGAUAAGCAGUCCAGAAAAUGGAUGGAUAUGUAAAAAAAUUUUUUUUUAAAUUUAAACACUCAAACAAUAGGUAAAUAAGUAUUCACACCCUUUGCUAUGACACUCAAACUUAAGCUCAGGUGCAUCUGAUUUCCACUGAUCAUCCUAGAGAGCUUUCGACAACUUGAAGUCCACUUGUGGUAAAUUCAGUUGAUUGAACAUCAUUUGGAAUGGAAGGCCUUGGUCAGAGAGGUGAACAAGAACCCUAUGGUCACUAAGGCAGAGCUCCAGUGUCCCCUUGCGGAGAUAGGAGAACCAUCCAGAAGGUCAACCAUUGAUAACACACUCCACCAAUCAGGCCUUUAUGGUAGAGUGGCCAGACGGAAACCACUUCUCACUAAAAGGUACAUGGCAGCACGCUUGGAGUUUAACAAAAGGCACCUCAAGAAUUCUCACACCUGCACAAACAAAAUUCUUUGGUCUGAUGAAACCAAGAUAGAACUUUUUGCCUGAAUUGCAAGCGUCAUAUCUGGAGAAAAAGAGGCACUGCUCAUCACCUGCCUAACACCAUCCCUACUGUGAAGCAUGGUGGUGGCAACAUCAUGCUGUGGGGCUGUUUUUCCACUGCAGGAACUGGGUGAAUAGUCCGCAUAGAAGGUAAGAUGACAGCUGCCAAAUAUGGAGAAAUUAUUCAACAUAACUUGUUCCAGAGUGCUCUGGAACUCAGACUAGGGCAUCGGUUAACCUUCCAACACGACAAUGACCCAAAGCACACACCCAAGAUAACAAAGGAGUGGCUUCAGAGGAGCCUGUGAAUGGCCUUGAGUGACCCAGCCAGAGCCCGGACUUGAAUCCAAUCGAAAAUCUCUGGAAAGGUCUAAAAAUGGCUGUACACCAACGCUGCCCAUCCAACCUGACUGACCUUGAGAGGAUCUGCAGAGAAGAAUGGGAGAACAUGACCCAAAACCGGUGUGCCAAGCUCAUACAGACAUAUCCAAAAAGACUUGAGGCAGUGAUUGCUGCCAAAGGUGCUUCAACAAAAUAUUAAGCAAGGGUGUGAAUACUUAUGUACCUAUUAUGUUUACAUUUUUAAUACAUUUGCGCAACUGUCUGAAUUUUUUUUUACUGUGUCAUAUGGGAUAUUUUAUGUAGAUUUUUUUUUAAAGAAAACUAUACUCAAAUCAGCUUUAGAAUAACUGUAACAGCAAAAUGUGGAAAAAAGUGAAGGUGUGUGAAUAUGUUCUGAUAGCACUGUAUAUAUCAUAUAUACCAAUAACUGCAAAGAUUUUCUACGUAAUUUGUCUGUUGUUUUCAUUUCACUCAUUAUUACAGAGUCCUGUGCAAAGGUUUUAGUAACUUUGUUAUGAAGCUAGCAAAGCUAAAAAUCUAAACCCUGUUUGUAGCAAAGACAGCAACCGUGAUACUGUAUGUGCAAAGUUAAAAAUUCCACGCUCCUUUAUAAAGGAUUGUUUAGGAAAACAAACUAUCAUGAAAAUAAAGUGCAAUAAUUGCAGUAGUAAUGAUUUUAUCUGUGUUCUGUUUGGGACUAUGGUUUUUAAUAGGUAAAUUGGUUUGUUUUGCUUGUAU